CGCCGCCGCCCAUGGCCGCGCGCCACCUACUCCUCCUCAACGCCCACGCCAUCACCACCCACGACCCCGCCGCCAACGCUUCGAGGUCGCCGCCGCCUCCCGACCAGCGGCAGUCGUUCCCCACGCUGCUGCCGGUGUUUAUCCUCUUCGUCCUCCUCCUCUGCUUCCUCUCCAUCUUCCUCAUCCGUGACCUCCUCCACUUCCUCUCCCUCUGGCUCCGCCGCCGCCGCAGACGCCCAGGCUUCCACGACGGGGACGACGACGACGACGACGACGUGGCGCAGGGCUCACCGCCCGCGCCGCCGCGCAAGCCGCCGGGCCUCGACCCCGCCAUCCUCGCCUCCUUCCCCACGGUGCGCUUCGAUCAGGCCUCCGCCGCGGUGGUGCCGCCGGAGUGCGUGGUGUGCCUGUCGGACUUCACCGGCGGCGACGACGUCCGGCUGCUCACCGCCUGCCGCCACGCCUUCCACACGGCGUGCAUCGACUCGUGGCUACGCGCGCACACCACGUGCCCGGUGUGCCGCUCCGACCUCGACGCGCCGGUGCACGGCGAGCCCGCCAUUGCCGUCGACGUGGAGUGCGACCAGAGGGGCGGCGCCGGUUAACCGGUGAACGCCGGC
Oryza brachyantha (malo sina) is the source of this 620-nucleotide messenger RNA. RefSeq names its product RING-H2 finger protein ATL29-like. Bases 12 to 605 code for a protein of 197 amino acids. The transcript has a single exon. The record is from RefSeq and is a predicted model, not a curated record. Lineage: Eukaryota; Viridiplantae; Streptophyta; Magnoliopsida; Poales; Poaceae.